Opisthorchis viverrini is the source of this 349-nucleotide messenger RNA. RefSeq lists its product as hypothetical. The transcript has 4 exons. NCBI's taxonomy places the organism in Eukaryota, Metazoa, Platyhelminthes, Trematoda, Opisthorchiida, Opisthorchiidae. The record is from RefSeq and is a predicted model, not a curated record. Bases 1 to 279 code for a protein of 92 amino acids.
AUGUUGCACCGGGCCGCCUCAUGUUUCAGUCGCUACGAUAUUCGAGAUAUCGCGAUACAUAUGUUUUUUGCCAGUCAACCAGAAACCCCACAAUUCAGACGUGUCAAACGUUUGCCAAUGGGCCAUGAAACUGCACGCACCAGUCUCUGUUUCAGUCCCGGCGGCUGCUCGAUCGUUUCGACGAUAUGCUAUUUCCUCAAGGAAGAUAUGCUCAGAAAUGUGGCGUACCAUCAAGGUUCUUCUGUGUACCUCAUGGUUUGUCCAGUAGGUGUUCUAUGACUUUUUGAAAGCAAAUUCACUGUAAACAGGAAGCAGGAGAAUUAUCUGAGAAAAGAUGAUAAAAAGAGAU